CAGAAUCACAUGCUACAGCACAAUAAUAAUAAGGAAGUAGGUGUUUAGAGGCAUUUUUCUUCUUCUUUACGGGGUAAAAAAAGAUGAGAUUUUCAACUGGUUUUGUGUUUAUUUUUUGUUGCUGUUACACAUAUGGAGUAACAGGCGAAAACAAGCCAAUACAGACAUUUGUAAUUCCUCACAGUCACAUGGAUGUGGGCUGGGUGUACACUAUUCAGGAGAGUAUGCACGCCUAUGCAGCCAAUGUGUACACCACUGUGACAGAGGAGCUGUCAAAGGGUAAAGACCGCAGGUUCAUCGCUGUGGAGCAGGAGUUUUUUCGCCUGUGGUGGGACACUGUGGCCACAGACUCCCAUAAGAAACAAGUGCGACAGCUUGUAAAAGAAGGCAGAUUAGAGUUCAUCAUCGGGGGCCAAGUGAUGCAUGAUGAGGCCGUGACUGAUCUAGACGAUGAGAUAUUGCAAAUGACAGAGGGACACGGCUUCCUCUACGAGACGUUCGGGGUUCGUCCUCAGUUCUCCUGGCACGUGGAUCCAUUUGGAGCUUCCUCUACUACGCCGGUCCUGUUUGCCCUGGCAGGUUUCAAUGCCCACCUCAUCUCACGGAUUGACUAUGACCUCAAAGACACCAUGCAGAAAAAGAAGAACCUACAGUUUGUAUGGAGAGGUUCUCCCUCUCUAAAAGAAAAGCAGCAGAUCUUCACUCACACUAUGGACCAGUUUAGCUAUUGCACCCCAUCCCACCUGCCAUUCUCAAACAGCUCUGGUUUCUACUGGAACGGAGUUGCCUUGUUCCCAGACCCACCCAAAGAUGGAGUCUACCCCAACAUGAGCCUGCCUGUCACUAAGGAGACAGUACACGCCUAUGCCCAGACCAUGGUGGAGAACAUCAAGCAGAGGGCAGCAUGGUUUAGGACUAACCACGUGCUCUGGCCAUGGGGCUGUGACAAACAGUUUUACAACUCAUCUGUACAAUUCAACAACAUGGAUCCUUUAAUGAAGUACAUCAACCAGAACAGCAAAGAGUUUGGGGUGACGGUCCAGUAUGCCAGUCUAAGUGAAUACUUCCAAGCCAUCUACCAAUCAAAUCUUGUUUGGGAGGUUCGAGGGAGUGAAGAUUUUCUGCCAUAUUCCACUGAACCAUACCAGGCAUGGACGGGGUUUUAUGCCUCUAGAAACGUUUUGAAAGGAGUGGCACGGCAAGCUAGCUCCCAGCUGCACGCGGCUGAAACUCUUUUCACCCGGUACCGAAUCAGCUUCCCUGAUGGACCCGUAGCUAAAGACUGGGCCCUGGACAAACUGAGAGCGCUUCGCUGGGCUGUCUCUGAGGUGCAGCACCAUGAUGGUAUCACUGGCACAGAGUCUCCCAAGGUGGCGGACAUGUACCUGCAGCAUCUCGUGCAGGCCAUGAUGGGGGUGGAGGAACUUCUCGCUGCUCUGUUUCUGCUUCCUCACAACCUCGACAUCCCCAGCAUCCUCGGCACCCGCCACCACAGAAAAGGUGUUCAUCAGACUCUGGAGCAACAUGUCAUCGUUUACAACCCUUUAGCGUGGAACAUCACCACUAUCAUCAACGUCACAGUAAACUUCCCCAAUGCAGCCGUCUUUGAUGAUGAUGGACAGCCUGUGCCAGCACAAAUCCAGAGAUCAGCACAGUCUAAUGUGACCUAUGAUCUUUUCAUCGUGGUGGACCUGGGAGGUCUUCAGCAUAGAAAAUACUCAUUUAAGUUCUCUGACAACCCGUGCUCUGGGAGGUCCAAGUACAGCCGGACUUACAAAGCUAAAGGGGUUCUGUUUGAGAGACGCCGCGUCCAGGACCGGGCACGAACUGGGAGGAAGCUCCUGCCAGUUCUGAAUGAAUGUUACAAGCUCAUGUUUGACCAGGAUACAAAUCUGCUGCACAGCAUCACUUAUCUUGAGGAAAAAAGGAGAGUAAGGAUGACUCAGGAUUUCUGGGAGUACCACGCAAAUGGAGAUGUGAAAACAGGGCCCAUUUCUGAUAACUACAUCUUCAGCGCCAACGGUUCAGCUGUGCGGGCCUAUAAAGCUGUGGAGAUGGAGAUUAUCCCCGGGAAGAUUGUGUCUGAGAUCAGGCAGUACUUCUACAGAGAGGAAAGAGAUGAAGACUAUGCUUACUCAAUCACCACCCGCAUCCCAGAAUGCUUUGGGACCAGACUGCGGUGUCACAGGCUGGAGCAGACCUAUUCUCUGGGGCCCCUCCGUCUCAACACAGAGGUCGUCCUCAGGACCAGCACUGCCCUGAAGAACAACAGGACCCUGCACACAGAUGACAAUGGCUACCAGAUGAUGAAGAGGCCAUACAGGAAGUUCACUAAUAACACUUUAGCAAGAAACUACUUCCCCAUGGUUCGGACAGCCUACAUUGAGGAUGACCUCAGCAGGCUGGUGUUAGUCAGCGACAGAGCCCACGGUGUGUCCAGCCAGGCCAACGGACAACUGGAGGUCAUGCUCCAUCGACGUCUUUGGAACAACUUGGCCUGGAACCUCGGCUACAACCUGACCCUCAAUGACAGUUCGGUUGUGAGGCCCACCCUGUGGAUGUUGCUGGGCUCCAUCAGUGCCACCUCCAGGCUUUACCAGAGGGAGGCAGUAGAGCUGCAGCACAGGCCUGUCAUCAUGCCCAUAGACCAACCCCAGAGGCCCUGGCAGGAAAAAGAGCCCAGAGGAAGUUCCCCGGUGCGUUCAGUUGUUCUGCCGCCAAACCUCCACCUGCUCAGCCUCAACAUCCCCGGAUGGAACUACAGCUCCAAUCACAACGUUCACCUUAAUCACGUACACUCAGGUAAGGGUCUGCGCUCAGAGCCGGACUAUGAUCGCGUCCUGCUGAGAAUCAUACAUCUGUUUGAAGAGGGAGAAGACCCUGAGCUUUCAAAGCCAGUCACCAUAAACUUAAAGGAUGUUCUGCAGGGCAUUGGGGAAGUAAAAGUGCUGGAGGAGCGUUCUCUCACAGGAACCUGGGAUAUCACCAGUCUGCAGAGGUGGAAGUGGAAGACGGCAGAUAACUCAGAAACAAAGAACAAAAGGUGUUGGAGAUGUGGAGAUAAAGAUUUUACCGUCACCAUCUCGCCCAAAGAGAUCAGGACUUUCUUCAUUCACUUCAGCCCCAAGAACUUUUAGGCUGAACUGUCUUUUGUCUUCUGUGAAGAUAGCCAAUCUUUAGACAUGAUAUGACAAAGCUUUUUAAGAUUUGAUCCUCUUAAUUAACGCUCUUUUUGCACAUUAUGUUGAUUUGUUACGAGGCACUGAUCUGUUGAUUCUCUCUGAAUAAAGCGAUUGUUCAAACGUC
Messenger RNA from Lates calcarifer (barramundi perch), 3306 nucleotides. RefSeq names its product mannosidase, alpha, class 2B, member 2 (gene man2b2). Gene Ontology annotation, cellular component: lysosome. Gene Ontology annotation, molecular function: carbohydrate binding; alpha-mannosidase activity. The record is from RefSeq and is a predicted model, not a curated record. NCBI's taxonomy places the organism in Eukaryota, Metazoa, Chordata, Actinopteri, Centropomidae. Bases 84 to 3137 code for a protein of 1017 amino acids. The transcript is spliced from 19 exons. Gene Ontology annotation, biological process: mannose metabolic process.